CGAGACGCUCUGUCUACAUACAAUUUCAGAGAAGGAUCUGUAAAUGAUAGGGCAGCAUAAAUGGAGAACAUGACUUUCAUCACUUCAUCCACUGGGGAAAAGAGGUCUGUUAUUGUGAGACGGACAGAGUCCUGUGAUGCUCACAAGAUUACUGAGCUGAUCAGUCCAGCAACUGCAGCAGUCUUUGGCAAAGUGAAUGUAAUCUACCUGCUGGAAAAGGCUAACCUGGCCAUUACUAUAAGCACUGAACAAAAUGAAGUCCUGGCCCAUGCUGCAUUCGUUGACCAUCCCAUCGGUGACCUGGUGGAUCAGGCUUCGUGGGAACAGCUACUUCUAACCCAUUUUAAUGCCACAAACCUCACACCUUUAAACACAAUUUUCCUGCAUCUAUUUGUGGCCCAGUCCGACUUUUCUAUUUCCAGCGCUAAAGAGAUUAUCAGGACUGUGUUUAAUGCCAUCACAGAGCUGGAAUACAUCUGCCUCGUCACACCCUACAGCCGCAGAGUCGAGCCAGCUCUGAUGGACAAUUUUGAGCAUAUGCCCUGUGCUACAAAUGCAGUCCAUUGUAGUGCAUUUGUGUGCCACAGACACAACUACUGUCCAAGAAUGCAUGUGCGCAGAGCCAGGGUAGAAGAUAUUGUCGACCUCAAAUACUUAAAGCAGAUGAAGACUCUGAGUGAUUGUUGGCCUGACCCGGAUACCCUGGCCGAAAAGAUCGAGGCUAAGGAUGAGAUGAAUCAUGUGGCCGUGUUUGAGAAUGGCGGCCUUGCUGUUGGCUUCAUCAUUGUCUCUGGUAACGUCAAUCUGCUACUGCUAAACACGGAAUACGAGCUCAGGCCCUUUAAUGGACUUAAAAAGAAGAACGCAGAGAAGCAAAGUGAGGAUCUGGACCAAUCACAGCAGACCAAGUCCACAGAUGACGUCAGUGAUCCUCAGAAACCCAACACACAGCCUGAGGUCAAGGAGACUGAACUUAUCGAAGCUCACACAGAAGACAGUAGAGAAGACAUCACCGUUUCAGAAGAAGAAAAUAAUGCUUUUUUGAUCCAAAUAAAAAUUGAUAAAAUGUUUGAAACGAGGGCCAUGGACUGCCUGCCUUAUGUUUUUCAACUUUUCCCAGAUCGGGAUUUCUGCAUUAUUUUGGUGCACACGCUGGAACCGGAUUCCCCUAUACUGCAGAGCUUUGCUAGAGCCAUUCCACGCGACUGCAGACACUGUGAUCUUUACGUCCUCCACCGUUCAGGCCUCCUCAAGACACUAGAAGUGCGUGUUGCUGUUCCUGAAGAUAAAUCUGCAAUUCAGGAACUGGUUCCUCAGCAUGAAACCCUGAUAAAGGAUCUGGAUCUGUUCUUCAACCAACACUCAGACAUUCAGGCAUUUGUAGCACAGGCUAAAGGCCAGGUAGUUGGUGUGUUGGUCAUGAAAAAUGAGCAAGACAUUGAGUACAUUCGUGCCAACUAUGACAUUGAGAACUUUGUGUACUUCAGUCAGCACCAACGUGAAGAACAUGGCCGGCUGUGCCAAUUUGCCCUAAACCCCAUUUUCCAGCAUUAUGCCAAGCAUUUCCUGAAGGAGGCACUGCGCCUUUCUCAUAAAUCCUGCCUGUACUACCGCAUUUACCCAUCUUACCAGAGUGACAAGAAUGACAGUGCCCACUCCCUGAUAGCAGUGCUGAAUUGUACGGUGCCAGUGCAUCCACGACGCCAGAUCAUCUACCCAUUGGAGGAUUUGGGCAUCAACGCACCUUCCACUGUCAUUACAACGGAGCAGGUCCCCUACGCACUGAAUCACAUUAACCGGAAGCUCACGAUGGAAUCCAAAGUUAAUAUCAACGCCAAGAUUGUGGUGGUAGGAGCUUCGGACACCGGCUUGGCCUUCCUGGAAACGCUUGCAUUUUGCCCACACCUGCAGUUCAACAACCUGACUCUCAUAUCUCCUCAUGGCUUACCAGAAGACCGUCACAUUGACAACAUUAGCUUUCUAGCUACAAGUCAUUGCUACAGCGAGCGGGAUCAUGCUCAGUUCUCGCUGUGCUCGUGGGUCAAUGUGGUGAAGGGAAAAAUGACAGCCAUAGACAGAAGUAGGACAUUUGUACAAGUCAAUGAAGAUCAACACAUUUACUAUGAUCAUCUAAUCCUCUGCACUGGACAGCAAUACCAGAUGCUUUGUCCUACUGGAGUGGACAUCAGUACACAGUCAUUGACCAACUUGGUGCCGGAACAACACAGUAGCAGAUAUACUGGUCACAUUCCCUCCAACUUGUUUACUUUAAAUGACCAGGAGGACUGCACUCAGGCCUACCAAUGGGUUAUGGAGAACUUUGUCCAGCAGGAAGGUAAUGCUGUGGUUUACGGGGAUACCAUAGAUGUCUACACCUGUGUAGAGACACUGCUGCAAUUGGGUAUAUCGGGGUCACGAAUCCAUCUGGUCCGCCAGACUGCACCCGGAUCUCUAUCCUGUUUUCAGAGCCUGACUGUAGACCAGGCAGUGAGUACAGCUCUGGAGAAACAUGAUGUUCAUGUGUAUCACAAUGGUUUGCUGGCUCAGAUGAACGAUGGACAGCACCCUGAACCGCUCACGUCUGUCUCAUUUACCACGGAUGGCCCACCCCUCAGACUGGAAUGUACAGUCUUCUUUAACUUUUCCCAUAAAGGUGUGGACUAUGACGCCUUCAAGGCCAUCAAUAACGCCUAUCUGUUGUUUGACGGCCGUCUGGUUAUCAACCACACCUACCACACGAAUGACUGCAACGUCCAUGCUGCUGGACCCUUAACGAAGUUAUCUCGCUCCUGCUAUGCUGAUCAGUGGUCCCACUCUUACUUUAACUCCAAGGAGGUGGGCCAGGAACUAGCAGCCAUGUUUCUCCGCUUAUUUGACCCGACACUGGAGUCAUCAGCCAAACCUGCACCAGAUGCUGAUCGUCUCAUACUCGUCUACAAGCAGCCUAAGAUAACAGGUGGAAAGCUACCAGGUGGAUACCAUUAUCUCCAUGUCACAAAACCCUCAGGCUACACAGAUGUAUCUCCAUCAGUUAGCAGCACACAGGGCCGGAGCAUUGUGACAGGCAGUGUGGAGACAGGAAACUACUUCCAGCUGCAUUUCAGUCAGCAUAGCAUAGUGGAAAGCAUCACCUGUUUGUCCUUUAACCCACUUCCUGUCUCCAACUAUCUCUGUCUAUACGGCAAACACCAGCUGCUGCUCAACCGGCUGUACGCGCGCACCGACGAAGAGCUGAUUCAUGACCUCUACAGCUUUUUCAGAGAGAGUUGGUGCAUGGCCGUAUUCCAUGAUCGCUUUGCUGAUUUCCAACAGGAAGUUCAUCAGAUCAUGACAUCCAAGCUUGGCAGUGACUCGCUGUCCAUGGCAAAGCCCUUGGAGAUGGUCACAGAUGGCACACUAGAGAGCUCUGAAGAUCAGAAUGGACGAAAUGAAGCGCUCGCCAAAGUGAAGGAAAGCGUUCUAGAGUACCUACAGUUUAAUCAUUACCAUCUCCCAAUGUAUACACAACCUGGCCUACCCUCACUUUAACACAUUGAUGUUUAGUUAUAGAUAAGUAUUAGAAAUAAUACUGACAAGCACAGCCUCAGUGUAA
Molecule: messenger RNA, 3592 nt
Organism: Clarias gariepinus (North African catfish)
Lineage: Eukaryota; Metazoa; Chordata; Actinopteri; Siluriformes; Clariidae
Gene: cfap61
Product: cilia and flagella associated protein 61
Exons: 25
Coding region: 61-3528 (1155 amino acids)
Source: RefSeq, a predicted model, not a curated record